Pieris napi is the source of this 1225-nucleotide messenger RNA. RefSeq lists its product as uncharacterized. The transcript is spliced from 4 exons. Bases 578 to 1186 code for a protein of 202 amino acids. NCBI's taxonomy places the organism in Eukaryota, Metazoa, Arthropoda, Insecta, Lepidoptera, Pieridae. The record is from RefSeq and is a predicted model, not a curated record.
CUGGCUCUUUUUAAUCGACUUAAAAAAAACCGGAAGAAGUUAUCAAUACACCGUGGAUUUUUUUUUAAGUGCCAGUCUGUCAUCUAUUUCAUAGACUAUUUAUGUUUAGAAUGCAAUUUCGUCAGCUAUCUGUAACACAUGGUUGAAUUUGUUGGUCUAAGACGUAUAUCGAGACAGCUAAUUUAUAAUAAUACUAAUUGUUGUACAAUACAUAUUUGCAAAUGGGAAUGCACAUUAAACAAUUGCUGCUUAUUUUACAGUCGCUGGUCACACGCACACACUGGGUCAUUCGUGUGUUGUGGGUGAAUAAACUCUCUGAGGUACAAGAAGAACGAAAAAACAGUCAAAACAAUAACAUUUUUAUUUCUUUUACCUACAAAACUAAUAGUAUGUUCACUAAUUUAAACGCAUAAUUUAUUUUUAAAAAUGAACCUAAAGGAAAUCCUUUUAAAUAUGAUAACAAUUAUUAUAUUUAUUGAUCUUGAAUACUUAACUGCGUGGGUUAUAUCCACAUCCCAUUUAUGAUAAAACAAACGUAUAAUUGUCAGUUAAUUUUAUUUUGCUUCGCGCUACGGAAAUGAUAAGCUGGUUUUUAAAAAUGCGAUGUGAACUACCAAUAUUGAUGAGAUGUUGUUUCUGUGUUCCCUUAAGGCUUGGUUUGUUAAUAUGGACUUACUUAAAACUGAUUUUGAGCCUGUUCAUUUUAACUGUUUUCUGCAUACAAGCAGAACUAGUAGCGAGAAUGUCUAACCGUCAUGUACCUGAUGGAGAAAAAAGUUUUUUAGUGGCGAUGAUUAUGUUUGGUACCAUUAAUUCGUUAUUUCAAAUAGCAUUCAUUGUAGCCGCACAUAAGAAAAACUACAAAAUAAUGCGAAUUUAUUACAUAUAUAACUUCGUCUACAUUUUCAUACCUACUAUAUUGUUUAUAAUGUUCUGUAUAAUCGUUUACUCACGAUUAGGAGGUUUUAUGAUAAUGUUGCUAUCAGCCAUGCCAUUUGUUAUUAUAAUUAUUAGCAUUCCUAUAGAAUUUGUUCUCAACAUAUACCUUAUGCUACUAGUGAGGAGUGAAUUUAUAAAGCUGAGAGACAGUGGGCAAUUUGAGUUUUUCAAUCACGAAUCUGAAGCUCGGUGUGUUGCAACUCUACCGGACAAUACCAUCCCACAAGAAGGUGAAUGUUUAGAUUAAAAUUAUUGUAAGUGAUUUUUAAUAAAUAAAUUGGAAAUC